Exaiptasia diaphana is the source of this 994-nucleotide messenger RNA. RefSeq names its product lysophosphatidic acid receptor 3-like. The transcript has a single exon. Gene Ontology annotation, molecular function: G protein-coupled receptor activity. The record is from RefSeq and is a predicted model, not a curated record. Gene Ontology annotation, biological process: G protein-coupled receptor signaling pathway. Lineage: Eukaryota; Metazoa; Cnidaria; Anthozoa; Actiniaria; Aiptasiidae. Gene Ontology annotation, cellular component: membrane. Bases 26 to 922 code for a protein of 298 amino acids.
AAGUAAAAGCAAAGAAGAAGCGAAAAUGGCGGAAAAGUCAAAAAUAAGCGCUUUUGUGCCUUUAAGCCGAGAUGAAGAACAUGUUUGGUUUCCCGUGUUUUCAAUGGAGKCUGUUUUCAUCAUCUUUAUCAACGCUGCUACCAUCCUAACGUUCAGUGUAAACAGACAUCUGUUUAGUCGAGCUGUGUACUGCAUCAUUAAUCUUGCUGUGUCUGACAUCCURUAUGGCUGUUUUUUUCUUAUUAACUGCACUUAUAACAGAUUUAAAUCGAAGGCUGAAAGCGGAAACGAGGACUAUGAGCAUCAAGAAGAAUUUCUAUUGGUAAUUCAAGCUCUUAUGAUCUUUAGUACGUCUGCCUCCGCAUCAAGUAUGAAUCUUGUGGCCAUUGAGCGCGUUUUGGCAACUUUUUUACCAUUCCGUCACCGUACUAYUAGAUUAAGAGUGUAUGGUAUUGUAAUUGCCAUUGCUUGGGGCUUUUGUUUAUGUGUUGCUAUCGUCCACUACCUAACACCUCAAAAAUACACGUACRUGUUGAUUUAUUUCUACUUCACCAUGACUAUCAUGACAGUUUUGAUUCUUAUCAUUUCAUAUUCAGCAAUAUUUUUGAAAGUGAAAUAUCAAAACAAGAUGCACAACCACCAACAGAUUUCAGCCGAUAGAAUACGUGAAARAAACAUGGCGUACACMCUAAUGCUCGUCACGUUUGCUUCKUUUCUAACAUGGAUUCCUAUUUCUGURGUCGUURUUCUGCAACAAAAGAACGUCAAAUUUUCUGCGCAUGUUUCAGCGUGUGCUCUAGUCAUUCAGGCCUCAAAUUCCUUCAUCAACUCAGCCAUUUACGCAUUGAAAAUGAAAAAGUUCAGAAAGGCGAUGGUUGAUUUGUUGUGCAAAUGCUCCCGUUAUCAAAUCCAAACAGUUUAAAGAAACAUUUCAUUAUCAUUCAUCGCAGCUCGAAGCAGUACAUUUUUUUCAAAGUUGUUGUUGUUGUUGUUG